This is a messenger RNA of Argentina anserina (silverweed cinquefoil), 564 nucleotides long. Its product is annotated as peroxisomal membrane protein 13-like. The transcript has 4 exons. Lineage: Eukaryota; Viridiplantae; Streptophyta; Magnoliopsida; Rosales; Rosaceae. Bases 1 to 564 code for a protein of 187 amino acids. The record is from RefSeq and is a predicted model, not a curated record.
AUGACUGGCAUAUCUGGUGUGUAUGGUGGUUCAUAUGGCGGCAGUGGGGGAUUAUAUGGUGGAGGGAUGUAUGGCAACAGCAUGUAUGCAGGAGGGUCUGGUGGGCUCUAUGUUGCUCUUCUGGGAUCUACGAGGUUGGGUCUUCUGGGAUGUAUGGUCAUGGAAUCUCAAUAUCUAAUAAUAGCAUGGAAGGCCCAAUGGAUGUACAGUGCGGUGGAAUUUUUCAGUCGGUUUGCAAUUCUAAUGGACCAGAAUAUACAGGCAUUGCAUUUGUUCAUGACUUCUCUUCUUCAGGCAUUGCAUUAUAACUUUUACAUGUUCUUACUUGCUUGGGGUAAAAUGAAUAAUUGCCAUAGCCUUGAGUUCAUCUCAGAAAAUGCUCAACUUCUGCUGACUGUUUUGACAAUACUGUGUUGCAGCUUUUUGAUCGCUCUAAUUUUGAACAAAAGCCAAGGACCUCGACAAAGACCCAAUGGUAAACCUGGCCCUGGCAGUGCCCCUGGAAACCAGAACUACGCUGAGGGACUGAAAGCCAAUCCUAGUGGUUUUUGGGAGAUUACCUAG